This is a messenger RNA of Cloeon dipterum, 1632 nucleotides long. RefSeq lists its product as uncharacterized. Lineage: Eukaryota; Metazoa; Arthropoda; Insecta; Ephemeroptera; Baetidae. Gene Ontology annotation, cellular component: nucleus; cytoplasm. Gene Ontology annotation, molecular function: histone deacetylase binding. The transcript is spliced from 4 exons. The coding region runs from base 1 to 1632 and encodes 543 amino acids. The record is from RefSeq and is a predicted model, not a curated record.
AUGUAUAGUGAAAUCAUUGAAGACCUAGAAUAUGCAGUAGAACGCACAAAUUUCUCAGAAGAAUGCAUCGAUCUCCUUAACUUCACCACGGGCACUUUCUACGACGCUCUGGGAAACAACGAAAUGGGAGAUCGGUAUGCUGAAUUACUUAAUGACAGAUACAGAAAGCUGGCACCCGAGGAAAGGCAAUGCUUUGUAAUCGCUCAAUACUUGGAGCUGAUUAAAUGUAGCAGAAAUCUGAGUGAUAAAAGAGCAGCUAAAAUUAUCGGAGAGUUUUUGGCCCCACCACCACUGCACUAUGGACAACACGUAGAGCAUCCAAUCUUUUCUUCUGCAUUAAAAAUUCAGGAAGAUCCAUCUGAUAAGAUUUUGGUGGCAGCAAGAGAUAUCUCUAUUGGAGACGUUCUUUGCGUUGAAAAUCCAAUAAGCUAUGGAAUGUUCAUGUGCACUGACAUAGAUUGGUCCUCUGGAGGAAAUGCAUGGUUGUAUUGCACCGAGUGCUUCAAAAUGUGUUUCUGUUUAAGACCUUGCAGCAAAUGUUCAUGGAUAAAUUAUUGCAGUGAUCAGUGCGAGAAAGCAGCUUGGGACAAAUACCACAAAGAUGAAUGUGCUAACAUGAGUAAGUUCAUGAUGACAGACGAGUGUGUGUCAAAAAAUGAGAAAUUCUUCAGCCAAACAUUUCCAUUCUUUUUCUCUUCAAAAGUUUUGGCAAUGGUUGACUACAAAGCAGAUCCAAGCUCUGCUUCACCUGAAAUCAAAGACCUUUUUGACUUUCGUCACAAAUUUGAUGUUUCCUCAGAUGCAUACAUUGCACUUUUUAAAAGCCCAUUGGUUUUCAACACCUUGGCAAUGGUAUCUGCUGGUUUUUCCAAGAGCACGGCUUGUAUGGAGAAAUUCGUAAAUUUCUUGAUGGACGAGGCAUUGCCCAAAGCUUACGCACUCCUGGAGGAAUGCGUCACGCCUGUUUAUUUCCAUGAUAGCGGAGUGAUUUCCGUUGAAAAGCGCGGCUGGGGUAUUUACAAGAGUUCGUCGUUUUUUGAAAAGGCUUGUGAUGGCAAUGUGCUGAGCACUUUUUACCAGAAAACCAGGGUCAUCAGAGCUGUGAACCCUAUCAAAAAAGGAGAGAAGUUGACUAUGAGGCCUAAUUGGAGAGGUUUUAAAUGGGAAGAGAGGAAGAUGCUGAAACAGAUUUACUCAAGAAAGUGUGAAUGCGAUAAUGAACCACCUUAUACAGAGAACUUCAUCCCUAAGGAGCUUAUGUUGGAUGAAAACUUGCCGUUGACAGAUGAAUUUAACAAAUUUUUAACUGAUUCUCUUCUAACACAAGGAUUUUCACAAUCAGGACUCAAUGAGGAAAACUUUGAAAUGCUCAUUAAAGUAUCAGAGCUUUUCGUGGGGAGAGGACAGCGGGAAUAUGUUGCGCUGCGUGAACUGGUCGGUCGAUUCAUUGAGAUUUAUUUCCACGCUCAAACCACGAGGUUUUAUCCAUCAACUGGCAUGCUCGACAAGACAAAAUGCUUUUACUACGUGGCUCCAAACAAUCAUCUGGAGGAUAAAACAAAUUUACUAACUUUCAACUCUGUCCUACUAGUUAAAGAAUCUUUGGAACUAAUGAAGAAGGCACGCAACUAA